GCCUCUUUUCCAUGUUCCAAGUGCGCUGCAUGUUGCAACCAAAGAUGGCGCAGGUGUCAAGAUUAUCAUCUGCAAGGGCAAUAUUUCUUAAACCUGCCACUCAGUGUUUGCAUGUUACCAGGACAACACUUAGAGAAAAUCAUCUUUUCCAUACUCUUUCAAAGAAUGGUAGUCUAUCUCUCUCAGUUCAAACACCAGUCCAAGAGCAGGUGAGGAAUUAUCAGAAGCCACCCCAGAAGCCAGGGUUGCUCAAAAAAUUUCUGGAAAACUUGCAGGAGGGGCUUCAAAGAGACAAAGCCUUGCAGGACAACAUAAAGCAGUUUCAGCAAGAAGCAAAAAAAUAUGAGGAAACAGAAGCGGUUAAACUCGCAAAGGAAAGAAUGUCAUUCAUGGGAAAAGUAAAGAAAAAUGUCCAGAGCUACUCUGAUCAAGUGUCAAAAACAGUGAAGUCAUCCUCUGAAAAUUUAUCAUCAUCUGUUGGAAAGAUAUAUGAUGAUGCCAAGCAGUCUGAUAUAUUCAAGAAAACGCAGGAAUUUUCAGAAGAGGUUGGGAAAACAGCAAAGGAUGCCGCUUCAAAGAUAUCACAACAAAGUGAAGAGAUUGGCAAAACUGAAGCUUUCAAGACCGUAUCGAAGGCCUACAAAGUUGUUGAGAAGGAGCUCUUAGAAGAUAUCGUUGACCAAUCUAAGCCCUACUCAAGACCUGAGGUACUAAGGCGUCGAACAGUAGAAGAAAGUGAAUCAGAGAAGUCAAAAGACAAGGAAUAUGAAGCGAACGCGGAUGCAACCGGCAUGGUACUCCACGCUGAAUCAAAAUGGUCACAGCAAUGGAAAGAUUUCAAGGAUAACAAUCCAGUUGUAAAUGGCUUGUUCUCUCUUAAGAUGAAGUAUGACGAGAGUGACAACAUUGUUAUCAGAGCAACAAGAGUUGUCACGGACAAAGUGACGGACAUUUUCAAGGAUGUGUUCUCAACUUCUGAAAUGGCGGCUACCAUGGCAGAAAUAGCGAAAAUUGACCCACGCUUUAACAAAGAUAAGUUUCUCCUAGAGUGCGAACGAGAAAUUAUACCCACCGUACUAGAGGCAUUCAUAAGAGGCGAUGUAGAAAUUCUUAAAGAUUGGUGUCACGAAGGGGCAUUCAACAUAUUAUCAGAACAAAUCAAGCAUAAUAAAUCGAUAGGAAAAGUUAUAGAUUCAAAAAUUUUAGACAUAAGAGACCUAGACCUUGCUGUUGCAAAAAUAAUGGAACAAGGACCUGUAUUAAUAAUGACAUUCGUGGCACAACAAACGAUGGUUGUUAAAGAUACAAGGGGAAAUAUAAUAGAAGGAAAUGAGGACAACAUUGAAAAUAUCCAUUACAUAUGGGCAAUGUGUAGGGACCAAACAAUUUAUGAUCCAAGGCAAGCUUGGAGAGUUUUAGAAUUCGGUAUUCAACAAGCAACGCCUUGGGUGUGAUUGUAAUCGUCAUAGUAAUCUAGCUUGUGUCGUGGUUCGCGCUCCCCAUUGAGCUGACUGUCAUUAGCAUGUUCUAGCUACUAUACGGGGCUUGCAACUAGUUGGGUAUUAGGAAUCUGGCGAAGGAGAGAUCUCAGCAAAGUAGUACUUGUUGAGGACACAAACUGAGUCAUCUCUCGUAUGCAUUCGAAGAGCAUGCGCGCUAGGAAUUUUAGCUCGUUGUGCAUGCAUACAUGAGGUAACUAGUUCGUCGAAUGACUAGUUUUUCGUCCUUGCGGUUUUAUAGUGUCAAACUAUUCAUCAAUAAAUUGUAUACUUAAAAUCAAGAACUUUUAACAUACCAAGUAGAUGGUAUUUUCAAUCUCUGGUGCACCUUUCUCCGGAUUCUUAAUACCUGCGUGCGGUUACGUUUAUAGAAUGAUGCGGAGCUGUGCUUAAAUCCGGCUAAAGAUAACAGCUUUUAUAAGCAGUAAUAAUUUUAACCAUCUUUAUUUAACUCGCUUUGUAAGAAUCGUUUUAAGUAGAACUCUAAGAAAUGUGUGUAAUUUAAAAAAGAUCUUACCUUAUGCUCAGAAUUAAAACAGUAGCUUUUCGAGUUUUGCUUUGAUGCUAAUUUUCAGUUCCAAACAGUUUCCCUGUGAGGUAGUUAAUGCUGUUGCGUGGUCGUUUUGCAAUGUGGUACAGAAUACAGAUAACUUGCAACCACUAUUCUUAACAUGUUAUUGCAUUUUCUUCGCUGUUUGGACCCAUCUAACGUAUCCCUGAAUUUUUCCCCGGCGUCAUAUAGAUUUUUUUUGUAGAAACUUUUUAAGGGAUGAUUAAUCUUGAUGAAAUUCCAAUUAUAUCAAGGCUACAUUGUGAAAACUUUUCUCAGGGCUAUAUGGGGAAACACUUCCAAGCGACAGUCAGUGGUUUAAGCAAUCCUGACAAUCAGCUAUUAGCUAAUCAAUAGUUUGAGUAACGAAUAUUGAUUGGCUAAUUGUUGAUCGUAAACAAAGAGUUAGAACAAUAGGUUUCCAGACCAGUCCUCCCUUCUAUUGACUUUGGUUUAAGCCAGUUCUGUAUCUGUCGAUUGGCUUUCACAGGCGUCUCCUAUAUUGUGUGCAAGAGCUAUGAUUUUCAGUAAAUUGUGAUGGAAAGAGAUUAUCUAUCGUCUUUUAAUAAAGCACGUGAAUGUAGUAUAUUCUAUCAUUGCGAGUUGAUAUAUUUUUCAAUGGAUUUGAGACAAUUACAUUAUGAGCUUCCA
Rhopilema esculentum is the source of this 2700-nucleotide messenger RNA. RefSeq names its product mitochondrial import inner membrane translocase subunit TIM44. Gene Ontology annotation, cellular component: mitochondrial inner membrane. Lineage: Eukaryota; Metazoa; Cnidaria; Scyphozoa; Rhizostomeae; Rhizostomatidae. Gene Ontology annotation, molecular function: protein-folding chaperone binding. The record is from RefSeq and is a predicted model, not a curated record. Gene Ontology annotation, biological process: protein import into mitochondrial matrix.